Gambusia affinis (western mosquitofish) is the source of this 2633-nucleotide messenger RNA. RefSeq names its product tripartite motif-containing protein 16-like. The record is from RefSeq and is a predicted model, not a curated record. Lineage: Eukaryota; Metazoa; Chordata; Actinopteri; Cyprinodontiformes; Poeciliidae. Gene Ontology annotation, molecular function: protein binding; zinc ion binding. The transcript has 2 exons. The coding region runs from base 241 to 1998 and encodes 585 amino acids.
ACACUGGGUAGAUACAAAGGAGGAGGACAGUCAACUCAAGAGUCUAAAGCUCACCAAGCUGGACGAAAACACAACUAGAGAACCAACAAUUGUUACCAAUGAGAUCUGGAAGUUUACCGCUGAGGCUAUCAACUUCCAGGCCUGCUCACUGCAGUAACACAUGUUUUGUAAAUCAGAGCUCAGACCUGCCCCAGUUCUACAUAGGAGAAACUCACAGAGUUAUUAUUACUGAGAGCUGAAAUGGAGCAAAGAGUAGUUCAACUAAACCGAGAUAAGGUGUCCUGCUCCAUCUGUUUGGAUCUACUGAAGGAUCCGGUGACUAUUCCCUGUGGACACAGCUACUGUAUGAACUGUAUUAAAGACCACUGGGAUGGAGAAGAUGAGAGGAGAAUCCACAGCUGCCCUCAGUGCAGGAAAGAGUUCAUACCGAAACCUGUCCUUGGAAAGAACAUCAUUUUGGCUUCAUUAGUGGAGGAUCUGGAGAAGACUGGACUCCAAGCUGCUCCAGCUGAUCACUGCUAUGCUGGACCUGAAGAUGUGGUCUGUGAUGUCUGCACUGGGAGGAAGAUGAAAGCUGUCAAGUCCUGUCUGGUUUGUUUAAUUUCUUACUGUGAGAAUCAUCUUCAGCCUCAUUAUGAAUCUCCUGCUUUUAAAAAACACAAGUUGGUGAAUCCCUCCAAGAACCUCCACCAAAACAUCUGCUUUCAUCAUGAUGAGGUGAUGAAGAUCUUCUGUCGUACUGAUCAGCAGUGUAUCUGUUAUCUCUGCUUAAUGGAUGGACAUAAAGACCACGAAACAGUCCCAGCUGCAGCAGAAAGAGCUGAGAAGCAGAAGAAGCUCCAGGAGAGUCGACAACAAAUCCAUCAGAGAAUCCAGGACCAAGAGAAAGAUGUGAAGCUGCUUCAACAGGAGGUGGAGGCCAUCAAUGUCUCUGCUGAUGAAGCAGUGGAGGACAGUGAGAAGAUCUUCACUGAACUGAUCCAUCUCCUCCAGGAAAGAAGCUCUGAUGUGAAGCAACAGAUCAGAUCCCAGCAGGAAACUGAAGUGAGUCGAGUCAAAGAUGUUCAGGAGAAGCUGGAGCAGGAGAUCACUGAGCUGAAGAGGAAAGACGCUGAGCUGGAGCAGCUCUCACACACAGAGGAUCACAACCAGUUUCUCCUCAACUACCCCUCACUGCCAGCACUCAGUGAGUCUACACACUCAUCCAGCAUCAACAUCCGUCCUCUGAGACACUUUGAGGACGUGACAGCAGCUGUGUCAGAGCUCAGAGAGAAACUACAGGAUGUUCUGAAAGAAACAUGGAGAAACAUCGAACUGGCAAUUAGUGAAGUUGAUGUUCUUCUGUCAGAACCAAAGUCCACAGCUGAACACUUCUUACCUCCCAUCGCACGAAAGUCAGGCUAUACCUUGGGCAUGCCCUUCUUUCUCAAUCUCCACCUCACAAAUGAACCAAAGACCAGAGCUGAAUUCUUAAAAUAUUUCCAAAAAAUCACUCUAGAUUCAAACACAGCACACAAGAAGCUGUUAUUAUCUGAGGGAAAUAGAAAAGCAACACUUCAAAACCAACAACAGUCUUAUCCUGAUCAUCCAGACAGAUUCACUAAUAGAUUUCAGGUCCUGAGCAGAGAGAGUCUGACUGAACGUUGUUACUGGGAGGUGGAGUGGAGAGGAGGAGGAGUUGUUGUAGCAGUUUCAUACAAGGACAUCAGCAGAGCAGAAGCAUUUGGUUCCAAUGACAAAUCUUGGUCAUUAUACUGUACUACAGAGAAGAAAAGAAAUCAACUUUAUCACAACAAAGUUCAAACUCCAGUAUCAGGUCCAGUUUCCUCCAGAAUAGGAGUUUAUCUGGACCACAGAGCAGGUAUUCUGUGUUUCUACAGCGUCUGUGAAACCAUGACUCUCCUCCACAGAGUCCAGACCAGAUUCACUCAGCCGCUACAUGCUGGAGUUGAGCCUUACUCUCAUGGAGACACUACUGAGUUCAUUGACCUGAAAUAGUUGUUAGUGAUCUGAGGUCCAGUUGGUUUAAAUGUGUAUUUUAGUUUAAGUUUCUUUUAUCUCCAUCAUUGUUGUAAUUUCCUCACUGCUGAGAAAUUUAUCAUUUUGUUUGUUGUUUUGUUGAUGUUGUAGUUUGUUUGGGUGCUGCCCCUUCCUGUUUCUGUUUAGCUACGGAGGCAAUCACUGCUAAGGAGGAUUUUUAUUCACCUAACCUAUUUACACUGGUUGCUUCUCAGACCAAAUGUUGUUGUUGAUGGAAAUGCCACUUUUCCUCAACAUCAUCAGUCAGGACAUUGUUAGACUGAGGAGAAGUCUCUAAUAUAUUGAUUUUCUUGUAAAACUGAACACAUUUUAACGUCAUCAAAAUAUAUUGAUUCAUAUGUCUCAGCAUUAGAGAAACUCAUCCAUGUGUUUAUAUUCAGUCUCAUUGAUUACUGCAACAGCGUUUUCUUUGGUCUGCCUAAAAAAUCCAUCCACCAGCUGCAGCUGAUCCAGAAUGCUGCUGUUGGAGUUCUGACUAAAAGCAGGAAGUUAGAGCACAUCACCCUCCAUUGGCUUCCUGUAGCUCAAAGAAUAGACCUUAAUAUAUUGUUGUUAGUUUAUAAAUCACUGAACAGCUUAGCACCACAAUACAU